AUGGCGAACUUCACAACUCCUCAUGCCUGGAGCAGAACCGUCAACACCUCCUGGGUCACAAGCAGCACGGGGGACAACACGUACAAGUGUCUCUUUGAUGAGGACUUCAAGUAUGUCCUGCUGCCCGUCUCCUAUGGCAUCGUGUGCGUGGUGGGGCUGUUCCUCAACCUGCUGGCCCUCUAUGGCUUCAUCUUCAGGAUCAAGACGUGGAACGCCUCCACCACGUACAUGUUCAACCUGGCCGUGUCCGACACGCUCUACGUGGUCUCCUUGCCCCUCCUGGUGUACUACUAUGCCAUGGGGGACAACUGGCCCUUCAGCGUGGGCCUGUGUAAGAUAGUCCGCUUCUUGUUCUACACCAACCUGUACUGCAGCAUCCUUUUCCUCCUCUGCAUCAGCAUCCAUCGCUUCCUGGGCAUCUGCUUCCCGCUGAAGUCCCUGCAGUGGGGACACGUGCGCUAUGCCCGGAGAGUGUCAGUCAUCGUGUGGGUGGUCACCGUGGUGUGCCAGUUGCCCGUUCUCUUCUUCGUCACCACCAGCAUGAAGGGCAACAGUGUCACCUGCCACGACACGUCCAGGAAGGACCUCUUUGGCCAGUUUGUCAUUUACAGUUCGGUGAUGCUGGUGCUUCUCUUCUGCAUCCCCUUCCUCAUCAUCAUCGUGUGCUAUUGCCUGAUGGCUCGGAGGCUGCUACAGCCCACACGCGGUAUCUCCCACAGGUCCCGAUCCAAGAAGAAGUCAGUUAAGAUGAUAAUCAUAGUCCUGGUGGUCUUCAUCGUUUGCUUUCUUCCUUUUCACAUCACUCGUACCUUGUACUACUCCUUCAGGAGCUGGGACUUAAGUUGUCAGACCCUCAAUGCUAUCAAUUUAGCCUAUAAGAUCACCAGGCCCCUAGCUAGCACCAACAGUUGCUUGGAUCCCAUUUUAUAUUUCUUAGCAGGACAAAGAUUUAUGAAGUUUGCAGGCCACAAAAUGCUAGGGAAAACCCAAAAUGAGACGGCCCUAGGAAUCAUGCCCAAUACUCACCUGAAAACCAGCAGUGACACUGAAACAAUAUCCAAGGAUGGGAAGUCCUAGCGCUUUUCCAUCACGUUAUGGUGAGUACCCUGUUCCCAGUGGAAGGGUUUAGCCAUGUGUGGAGGGAGUUGAUGAUACCUGGGGUCUCCUGAGGCCGGUGGUGGUUUGCAGAGCCCGGGUUU
Molecule: messenger RNA, 1199 nt
Organism: Tinamus guttatus (white-throated tinamou)
Lineage: Eukaryota; Metazoa; Chordata; Aves; Tinamiformes; Tinamidae
Gene: P2RY2
Product: purinergic receptor P2Y2
Biological process (GO): positive regulation of mucus secretion; blood vessel diameter maintenance; phospholipase C-activating G protein-coupled receptor signaling pathway
Cellular component (GO): plasma membrane
Molecular function (GO): A1 adenosine receptor binding; G protein-coupled purinergic nucleotide receptor activity; G protein-coupled UTP receptor activity
Source: RefSeq, a predicted model, not a curated record